AUCGCCAUUGUUGAGCUCAGUGAGGGAUUGACAGCGCUUGCGCCUGGGCACAAGCUUCCCUCACUGGCCAAUACUGUGCGCACCCUCAAGCAGCAGUGGGCAGCCUAUUGACGACAACCUGCGCAAGAAGGUGCCCCUGGGUCCCAAGGAUGUGGAGAAGAUGUUCUCCCGCUUCUGCAACCACCUGACGGCCAUCAAGACGUGGCUCGAAGGUGCUGAGCUUUACUUUGUUGCCAAGACAGAGUACAAGGAAUCAGCUGCUGGGCAGAGAAAGCUCAAGAACUUGCAGAUGGAGAUGGCUGAACAGAACACGAGGGUACAAAUGCUCAAAGAGGAGGCGCUUGAGCUGUUGCGUCAGGGACCCAGGUACAGCAAGACUGUUGAGUCAGAGCUGAGUGCCCUCAGCGAGAGGUGGAAUGCUGUGGUCGAGAAGCUCAAGACCACACAUACCAUAGAACCAGUGUGCAUAGAGGUUCAGCGAAGCCUCCUGAAUGAGCUGAGAGCAUCACCUGUCAACCUGUCAUCAACUUCAUCAGAGGCAGACUUGUCAGCAAUUGAGCAGCUUGAGGCCAAGCUGCGUCAGGUGAACAAGAGGGUUGAGGCUCUGGAGACACACUUCGACAAGGGCAUUGAACUUGUCACCAAUGAUGUCGUCGAGGAGAGUGAGCAGACGAUCAAGAAGCUCUCUUCAGAGAUUGAGCACCUUGGGCUGGCCGUCGACCAGGUGUCGACAGAUGUGGACAGGGCUGCGCCACGCUUGGGUCCCGUGCCUGCAGCUCUCGAGCGCCUCCGAUCAGAGACAGAGGCGUUGGAGUCCAAGUGGAACACAGUGCGCAAGGCAGCUGAGCAGCGCCGCUCCCACUACCAAGACCUGGUGGUACGCUGGAAACUACUGCAGCAGCAAACAGAUGCAACCGUGGUGCAAAUGGUCUUGCUGCUGAGAAAUCUUGAGCACGCACGCACAGUCCAGAGUCGCCAAAAGGCAGCUCUGGAACAAGCUGCACGUGUAGGCCAGGAGGUGUCCUCCCUCCAGCAGCAGGCGCGAUCCCUGGAACAGGAGCGAGGUGUGCCCUCAGCGGCCACCCAAGCCCUCCUGCAGCGGUUGCUUCAGCUCUGGAACCAGGCUCAGGGCCAGAUUGCAGUGCUCCACUCUCCCGAGCCGUCGUGUCGUGUCGCUGACGGCACGCAGACCGAGCAGCCGCUGGCGGUCAUCGUAGACUCUGGUGCCGUCACCUGCAUCCCCGACUACGUGGCCAAGGUGGCCAAAGUGCGGGAAGCCCUGCUCGCUGUUGGGAGGCAGGCGCAUGCCCCAGAACUCUGUGGCAAAGACUUUGAGGACUUUGAGAAACAGGAAGGCAUUCUCAAGUCUGUGAAAGAAGCCCUGGAUGCCCUCAAGCCUACCGUGGACUCUGUGAAGCAAGAACAGGCAGCCAUAAUGCAGAAAUCAAACGACAAAGAUGCCUUGGAAGUGUCUCGUGCAGUCGAAAAAAUGAGUGAAGACUGGACCAAGCUGAAGCAGGUCUACGCAGACCGUCACAGUCGUUGGCUGAAGACACGCGAGUUUUGGCAGCAGUUUGAUUCCAGCAUUCGUGGCCUCAACCUCUGGAUGGAAGAAAUCGAGACAAUCCUUGUUCAGUGCCACCUUCCGAAUGGAGAUCUGGACGUGGAACUUUCACAAAAACACCAAGAGUCAAUGGAGAAGCAAGUCACUGAAAAGAUGCCGCAUUUUGAGGAUGUGAAGACCAUGACAAAGCAGAUCAUGGAGCAGUGCUCAGCUGCCGAUGGUGUGCUUCUACAGCAGAAACUGGACACACUGACCCGCCGAUGGAAGUCCAUUAUUUCUGAGCUUCAGUCAAGAAGGGAAAGGCUCGCGGUUGACAACUCCCGCACAGAGCAAGUGAAGGAGGACAUGUUGGAGUUGAAGCCUUGGCUGAUGGAAGUUGACCGCCUGCUGUCGUACAGCCCCAAUGAAGAUGAUGACAUUGAAACUACAAAGGAGAGGCUUGAGCAGCUAAAAAAAUGCGAAGAGGAAAUCGGGGCCAAGAGAUCAAACCUGCUUUCUGUCAUCCUUGGUGGCUCCCUUGUCCGUCCUGCUGAAGUUGAGAGCCUUGAAGCACGGUUUCAGAAGGCCAGCACAGCUCUCCCUCAGUCACGCAAAACCCUGGAGUCAUACAUCCCUCAGCUUACUGAAUUCGAAGAGGAGAUUGCAGCUGAGCAGCAGAGGCUCAGUGAAACUCGACGAGAUGUUGAGAAGCUGCUGGCUGCUAAGCUUCUUGGAGAUCCAUCCCCGGAGGUCAAGGUUGCUGAAGAUACCCUUUUGAGGCAUGGCAACACGAUUCAGGAGAUCUGCUCAAAGUCAAAGGAAGUGGAAAAGCUGCUUCCUCUCUUGCCCUCGACCAAGAACAAGCUCAAUCAUCUCAAGGAGUCAUGGGAUGCUAUUCGACAAAUAGUAUCCAGGAUAGGACCACCUCUCUCAUUGGUCAUUGAUUUUGAAAACAUCAGCCACCCUACGUCACCCACCAUAAUCCCGCUGGCGGGCUACACCAAACAGUGGAACGACCUUGCAGGUGAGCUUGAAAAGUGGCUCAAGGCUCGGGAAAAUGAACUGGAGGCCCUCAAGGUCGACUAUGGUGAUGAAGAGUCCGUCAACUCGGCCAUUGAGUACCUAAAGAAAGCUUUUCUGGACGGACACGAAAUCUCGUCCGAGGACGAGCACAGAAGACUUCGAAAUUGCGUUCGCUACGCCCUGCUGAAAUAUCUGCUGGAACAUGAGCAGAAGGGAGCGUCGCUGAAGAAGCUUCAGACUGCCGUGGACUACCAGACGGCCAAGUCGGAAGACAUGGCUGACAAGGACCUCCGUUCCAGGGUGUCCAACCUUCGCGAGGAGUGGGACCGGAGUGAAUCUGUGGCGCUGCAGCGCCGCCGCCAGCUCGAGGGAAUCGCCUCGGACGCUGGCCGCAGCCUGGACGACCGACGCCGGGAGCUCGAGGCAUGGCUGAGCCGCAUGGAGGCGCGACUCGACCGACAGGCCGCCGCGGGACCACCGCACUCGCUGGAAGCGCUCGAGGCGCAGAUACGCGAGCAGAGGCUUCUGAACGCCGAGCUGAACAAGUGGAAAGCGGCGGUGGACUCGGUGACCCGGCUGGCGCACAAGGUUGCCUCCGAGCCCCGCGCCAACUCUGUGGGCGCUCCUCUUCAGGAAGACCCCGCUAGGCUCAUGGCGGCCGUCGAGAGCAUCAACCAGCGCUUCGCCGACCUCACCGUCAGCGUGCAGAACCGUGGCCAGGCCCUGCAGUCCGCGCUGGGCUCGAUGCACCAGCUGGAGAAGGCGCUCGACCGGUUCUUGGGCUGGCUGGCCGAGGCCGAAGCGACGCUGGACGUGCUGGAGAGCGAGGCCGACCGCUACGGACCUCGGGACGACGUGCACCGCUCGUGCAGCUUCCAGGACAGGAUCAGGGAAUUACAGCGUGAGAUAGACACUCAGCGAGACCUGCACCUGACGAUCAAUGAGCGCAGCUCUCAUGUGCUGCAAUCUAUGAACAGGCCCGAUGAAGCUCACCACCUUCGCAGAAAGCUUGAUGAAAUGAACGGUCGAUGGAAUAAUUUGAGGAUGAGGACAGUAUCACUGCGAAAUCGCCUUGAGAGCAAUGCUGAACACUGGAACCAGUUGCUGUUAUCGCUACGUGAGCUGACAGAAUGGGUAAUCAAGAAGGAGACAGAGUUGUCGGCACAACCAGCCAUUGGUGGCGAUGUAGCCACCAUCAUGAAGCAACAGGAAGAUCAUCGAGCUUUUCGAAGAGCUGUGGAUGACAAACGACCGAUCAUCGAGAGCAGCUUGCUUGCUGGCCGCCAGUAUAUAGCGAGAGAACCUCCUCUCUCAGACACAAGCGACUCUGAAGCCAAAGAAUAUGAUGACAGCAGGGGUUACAGAAGUGCUGAUGAGCAAGCUAGGGAGAUCACGCGCAGCAUUCGAAGGGAAGUAAAAAAACUGGCCGACAAGUGGAAUGGCUUCCUAAGCCACACUGACCAAAGACAAAUGAGGCUGGACGAUGUUCUUCAUAAAAUGCAGUCUCUACAAAGAGCGAUGGAUGACCUUAGUGCUCGACUUCAAGUCGCUGAAAAUGCAAAAACCCAGUGGACUCCCGUGUCCGAGUUCCUGCUUGACCAGCUGGCGGGCCAGAUUGACGAAUUAAGAGCGUUCCGUGACCGGCUAGCUCCACUGCAGUUGCAGGUGGAAUCGCUGAACGAGGCGGCUGGUGCUAUCACGAGCUGUGGUGUUCUGCUGUCACAAGGAAACCUGAAUCGGCUGGAUGAGUUAAGCAGCCGCUGGCGCCUCCUGCAGGUGGCCAUUGACGAGCGCCGUCGACAGCUAGAGAACUCCUUGCUUGAUCAGGGCUCGCAGCAGCAGCAGUUCCUCAAUGCCUCUGUGGAGCAGCCUUGGGAAAGAGCUGUAGCCGGAAACAAAGUGCCUUACUACAUCAACCAUGUUACCGAAACCACGCAUUGGGAUCAUCCUCGUAUGUUAGAACUAAUGGACUCGCUUGCUGAAUAUAAUGAUGUCCGGUACUCUGCAUACAGAACAUCAAUGAAGAUCAGGACAAUACAAAAGAAUCUUUGCUUGGACCUAGUCUUUAUGAACAAUGCUAUCAACGCAUUUGAUCAGCAUGGCCUGCGAGCUCAGAAUGACAAGCUGAUUAGUGUGCCUGAGAUGAUCACUUGCUUAGCAACCAUCUAUGAAGGUGUGGCCCAGGAGCAUUCCAAUUUGGUGAAGGUGCCACUGUGCAUUGAUCUGUGUCUCAACUGGUUGCUCAACCUCUAUGACACGGCUACAAGAACAGGGUACAUAAGGAUCCUGUCGUUUAAGGUUGGGAUUAUCCUGCUGUGCAGGGGUAAUCUCGAAGACAAAUUUAGAUACCUGUUCCGGCUCAUUGCGGACGGUAACGGCUGUGCCGACGAACGACAACUAGGCCUCCUGCUUCAUGACUGCGUGCAAAUUCCGAGGCUCCUUGGCGAGAUUGCUGCUUUCGGUGGCUCCAACAUCGAGCCAAGUGUCCGAAGCUGCUUCGAGAUGGCAGCGCCAGCUGGGCGGCAUGAGAUCCAGGCAUCACAUUUCCUGAACUGGCUCCUGCAGGAACCACAGAGCCUGGUCUGGCUUCCUGUACUCCAUCGUCUGGCCGCUGCCGAGACAGCACGACACCAAGCCAAAUGCAAUGGCUGCAAACAGUACCCGAUAGUCGGGUUUAGGUAUCGGUGUCUCAAGUGCUUCAAUGUGGACCUCUGCCAAAGCUGCUUCUUUUCGGGAAGAAAAACCAAGAACCACAAGGUUACCCAUCCGAUGCAGGAGUACUGCACCACGACAACAUCUGGAGAGGACGUGAGGGAUUUCACCAAGAUCAUGAAGAACAAAUUCAAGUCUAAACGCUACUUCAAGAAGCACCCUAGAGUUGGCUACCUGCCGGUGCAGACUGUCCUGGAAGGGGACGACCUCGAGAGUCCUGCACCAUCGCCACAGCACACAUUGUCAUCGCAGGACAUGCAUUCUCGUCUUGACCAGUACGCAAACAGGUAUACAGACACUGAACUUAGGACAAGGAGUAACUCUACUCCUGACUCGAGCGAAGAUGAACAUCAGUUGAUCGCACAGUAUUGUCAUACUUUGAGUGGAGAGCUCCCAACAUCAGUGUGCAACUCUUCGUUGUUUCUUCAACCACGGAGCCCUGCUCAAGUUAUAGCAACCAUCGAUGCUGACCAAAGGGAUGAGCUUGAGCUGAUGAUCGAGGAACUCGAAGAGGAGAACAGGCAUCUGCAGGCAGAGUACGAUCGGCUGCAGGAGAUGCAGAGCGUAGGGCUGAGCCCAACCCCCAGCCAGCUGGAAGAGGAGGCUGCCCUGAGCCCCAGCGGCAGCAGCACUCGCGACCAGGAGAUGUUGGCCGAGGCCAAGCUGCUCAGGCAGCACAAAGGGCGCCUCGAGGCCCGCAUGCACAUUCUCGAGGACCACAACCGGCAGCUGGAAGCUCAGCUUCAGCGUCUGCGGCAGCUCCUAGACGAGCCAGCGCCUCGGGGUACGACGUCUUCCCUCUCACCACACAGCUCCCCGUACACAACGCCUGGUCAUUCGUUGCCCCGAAACAGGGCUCUCCAGCCUGAGCCAAUGUCUUCCAGGAAUGGAAGGCUUCAUGACCACACAGGUCUCUCGAUGGGUGUCCACCCAGGCAGCUUGCUCCACACAGCCUCAUCAGGCCUCUACGCUCAUAGCUUAGCCGACUACAAUGACAUCGGUAGCGAGGACGAUGACUUCAGUUGCUCAGAACUGGAGCGAAACUUGCACUUGUGAUGAAGCUGCUUUAUUAGUGUCUCAUUUCUCUCACAAAUUGUGUUCUGUGCCACCUACUACUUUGUAGAAACUAUUAUUGUGCAUUUUUGUUUUUCUUCAUGUUUUACUGUGCAUCUGUGUUGCAUUCAAAGUGCACUGUAAAGAGAGCCUGGGUUCACUCUUGCCUUCUUGCUGCCUGUCUGGCGACGCGCUCUGUCUAGAAAUUCUCUCUAAGAAAGUACUGGAUUUUUCAUCAUCACUAGUGAUUGUCCCAAAGGUUUAGUUGUAGCUCUGUGCCCAACUGACCUGCAUGUUCCUUCUUGAUAAAGUUCAGUCAAGGAAGACAGUUUCAUUUGUACAUCACUCAAGUUUAACGUCAUCUCUGUUGUCAUGAAGUAAAAAUCGUAGAACCGUGUACUUUCCCAGGUAAACAUGUUCUUUUCAGUAGCCAGCAUUUAAUUUCGCAUCGCAAGGAUUAAGUUCAACUCAAAGUCAUUGUGAUAAGUAUUGUGAUAGGUAGAUUCAGGAGUUGCUUAACUUUGGCUAUUGUUAGCCUAUGUUUUCUUUACAAGGUUGAUCUCAUACACGUCCGAGUAAGUUAAGGUUUAAUCACACACGCUUUAAUUAAAUUAUUUUAUGCGCUAUGUUCAUCACAGUGUGAGCUUGUAAUUGGGAUGUGUGAGCUAUAAAGAGCUUUUCAGUAGAUUUUUGUGCUCGCAUUACUAUUCACCAGUUGAAACAAAUAGGUAAGUUUUCAAAAUUCCAUAGCUGAUGUAUAGCAUUAUCAUUGAUGACCAGUAGUUGCUAUUAUACAGAGGCAAAAGUCACUGACUGGCUAUUUCUCUUUUAUCUGGGAUGCAGCUGUGAAAGAUGUAAAUUCAUUUGGCAUUCAUUUGCCCUUGCAAGAACCACACUGUCAAACCUUAGUUUUCCCGCUUUCUGUGAAUAUGGUAAAAGUAUCUUGUAGGCAUGCCAGUUCAAAGUUCCGUGCUAUGUAGUAAAUAAUCCACUUGCCAAAUGUUUAUCUUCAAGUUGAGUGCCUUACUAAGCAUUUUAGUUGAGCUCCACCCUUGUCCCAGAUGUGUGCUGUACGUGUUGUAGUAAAUUCACACAAUGUUUGCUUGAUUUGCUGGUGAGCUUUUCUUGUAACUAUGGGGGUAUUGAAAAGGAUAAUGAAUACUGUCAGCAAUGUGCUGAAAACAGGAAGUGUUAAGGAAUUAUUGUUUAGGGUACCAGACCUGCAAGAUUCUUUUGUGCUUUCCUGCAAAGUGUAGUAUGCAGUAGUUUUAAAAAGCUUUCUGAGUUACCUAAAAAUGUUUAUUAGUAGUGCUCUUCGUGACAGCAUCUUGAGCUUGACGAUAUCUUGGCACUGGCGAUUUAAAGUCAUGAAUGGUUUCUUAUUGUUACUAACUUUUCAACACGCAUUCGUCGUCACUUACCUAUUUAAUGUCAGCAUAGCACAUGAGUGAGGUUCACUGUCCCGGCAGAGUACAUACUGUCCUGUCUCUCGAUGAUACAGAUGUGCUUUCUUGCGUUUUUGAGGUUUCACAUAGCGUGUCUGCAGUUCUUUGCGUUGUCCAGACAGAAGUGCACAUUGUAAAUGUGUAUGUGUAAUCAUCGUGCCACUCUGUGUCACAGAGCGUUCUAGCAGAAUGCAGAUGCAUUAAUGAUGGCACAAAAAACUAAUGUGCCAUAGUUACCAGAGUUACCAUUACUUCAAUUUAGUUUCUUGCCUUUAAGCUCUGGGUAUAACAUUGUCGCUAGCUAAUCGAUAACUGGAAACUUGUCAGCCUGCAAAAGCGUUCACAGUUAGUGCUGCAAAUGUAAAUACAGUUCGAAAUUUCUUAAGCUUUUCUACCUAAUUUUUCUUACAAAGGCCUGUCCCACAUUUUCUUAAAUCCAAAGCCUCUCAUAGUAUGCGGCGUAUCCUGUUAGUAUUAGAAUUACUAGCCGUGUUUUGCGCCUUUCCCUACAUAUUCCCGGUAUAUUCCAAUAUUCCCAAUAAAUGUCGGAAAAAAGAACGAACAUUACUUUGAGGCGCCCACAUAUUGCAAUAAUUCAGCCUAAGUAUAGAAUUUCUUUCUAAUCGGGUUUUCACAGUUUCACUGUGAAAUGUGACAUUUUUGUACCUUUGUACAUCUUUUGCAUGUGCCAUAUGAUAUUGUGUACCAGUGGUGAAUGAAUGUCUAAACUUAGAACAUUGGCAGCUCAAACUGUUCAAAUAGGGAAGCAAUGUUGAAUGUCUGUAGAAUCGAGUGUGCUUGGGAGUUGCAAGCAGUGUCGCAUCGUAAAACUCGCAUAGCUGUCAACGUAUUACACCAGAAAGGGCGUCUCUGUGUGCGAGGGGAAAGAUUCAUUGUGUGCCGACAUUCUGUGGGCAGGUUGCUGACAUGUCUUUUGACAUGCCCUUUGAAACUAGAACUCUGCUCAACACAGACAAAUGAUCUGACCUGGAUCUGAGUAGUUUAAACUCAUCUCGCCACUGUAAAUGCUAAAACAAUUGUUAAGAACUUGCUGGCUCUUCAUUUGCGUUCACUGUUGCCUUUCCGUCUUUUCUUUCUUUCCUCCAUUUUGUUUUCUUAGCUUCAUGCUGCUAGGUUUGCGCUUCUUUUCUGCAGUACAGGCAUAUAUGCAAAAACAGCACUUUUCAGUGCCUUCUGCGAGCCUCUGCGAUUUUGAAACAUUGAUAUUUCUUAUUGCGAAAUAAAAAAGCAUAUUUUUUUUAAUGUUAGGCACCAUACUGUUUAUAUGGUUCAAUACACUCAUCUGUUUUCAUUUACAGAAUGGUACAAGCUUUGGGUUCCACUUCUUUGUUUAUUUUGUUUUGGUAUUUGUGCGCCAUGGUAUUUUGCUUGAUUUCUGUUUUUUUGGUUCUUUACUUGUUUCAAGCUACCAAAUCUUAUGUUUGUUUUGCAUGUUUUCUUUCUUUUUUU
Dermacentor silvarum is the source of this 9246-nucleotide messenger RNA. Its product is annotated as dystrophin. Gene Ontology annotation, cellular component: plasma membrane. Gene Ontology annotation, molecular function: zinc ion binding; protein binding. The record is from RefSeq and is a predicted model, not a curated record. The coding region runs from base 161 to 6334 and encodes 2057 amino acids. Gene Ontology annotation, biological process: synaptic signaling. NCBI's taxonomy places the organism in Eukaryota, Metazoa, Arthropoda, Arachnida, Ixodida, Ixodidae. The transcript has 38 exons.